Molecule: messenger RNA, 1254 nt
Organism: Lachancea dasiensis
Lineage: Eukaryota; Fungi; Ascomycota; Saccharomycetes; Saccharomycetales; Saccharomycetaceae
Source: the annotation of a GenBank genome assembly
AUGAAGCUCGAUACCAGUAAUAUGCGUUAUAUGACUCCCGAUGAUUUCCGCGUUCUUCAAGCGGUGGAGCAGGGCUCGAAAAAUCAUGAGGUUGUUCCAACCACGCUUAUCCACCAACUGUCAGGUAUGAGGUCUGUGUCUGGUACAAACAGGUCGAUAGGCGAUUUAGCAAAACUGAAACUUGUCUCUAGAAUGAGGAAUAUAAAAUAUGACGGUUUUAGACUGACAUACAAUGGAUUUGAUUAUCUGGGGUUGAAAGCCAUGCUCAACAGGGACACGAUAUAUUCCGUUGGAAAUGUUAUAGGUGUUGGUAAGGAGUCAGAUGUCUACAGAGUAAGCGCCAAAGAUGGGACAGCACGGGUAUUGAAAAUUCAUCGCUUGGGGCGCACGUCUUUCACGACUGUUAAGAACAAUCGUGACUAUUUGAAGCGCAACCAAAGUGGCAGUUGGAUGUACCUAUCGCUGCUGGCUGCGAAUAAAGAGUAUCAGUUCAUGUCACUUUUAUACUCCAAAGGGUUUUCUGUGCCAGAGCCCUUUGAUAAUUCUCGCCAUAUGAUUCUAAUGGAGCUGAUAGAUGGGUAUCCAAUGAGAAGGAUGCGCAAACACAAAAACUUACCAAAGUUGUACAGCGAUCUAAUGAAGUUUAUUGUAAAGCUCGCAAAUCAUGGCUUGAUUCAUUGCGACUUCAACGAAUUCAACAUUAUGAUCAAAGAAUCUGUCACAGAGGCAGGCGAUUGUGGUUUUAUCGUCAUUGAUUUUCCACAAUGUGUUUCGAUUCAACACCAGGAUGCCGAAUACUAUUUCAAGAGAGAUGUUGACUGUAUACGCAGAUUUUUCCAAAAGAAAUUGAAGUACGUUCCGGUGGUCGACGAAUCCAUGCUGGAUGUAGAUGGCUUUGGCGAUGGCUACAAGCAUGCAUACCCAGAUUUUAAUCGAGACGUGAAGCGGGUUGAUAACCUAGAUGAGCUUGUGCAGGCGUCCGGUUUUAGUAAGAAACAUCCGAGUGAAAGAAGAUGGGAAGAAGCCGCGGAAGCUAUGAGGAAAGAAGUGAGUGGUCGCAAUUCCGACUACGAAGUCUCAAAUUCCAACGAGUCUUCAGAUUACUCUGAUUUUUACUCAUCGGAGGAAGAGGAGGAGUCCGAUGACGAGGGAGAUGAUCAAGAGCAGGAAAAUGAGCGGAUUGUCGAAGCCCUCUCUAGCGGGAUGUCCAAUCUGAAGAUGGAUAGUCUUGGAAAUUAUGUGUUGGACGAUUAA